Messenger RNA from Heterobasidion irregulare TC 32-1, 1596 nucleotides. RefSeq lists its product as uncharacterized. NCBI's taxonomy places the organism in Eukaryota, Fungi, Basidiomycota, Agaricomycetes, Russulales, Bondarzewiaceae. The record is from RefSeq and is a predicted model, not a curated record. The coding region runs from base 1 to 1596 and encodes 531 amino acids. Gene Ontology annotation, biological process: adenylate cyclase-modulating G protein-coupled receptor signaling pathway. Gene Ontology annotation, molecular function: G-protein beta/gamma-subunit complex binding; GTPase activity; G protein-coupled receptor binding. Gene Ontology annotation, cellular component: heterotrimeric G-protein complex. The transcript has 9 exons.
AUGCUCCGCACACAUCGUCCUCCCUCUGUGUACUCCCAAGACGACCCCCUUGCUUUUGCUUUGCGCCCACCCGAGACAGAAACAGAGACAGAGAAACGAAUCAGGCUUCAGGCAGAGGCAGACGCGAAACGAAUUUCAGACACCAUUGAUGAGGAGCUCAAGCAGGAGAGGAAGAAACUCGAAAGGCUCAAGCAGGAUGUCAAGCUGCUUCUCUUAGGGCAGGCCGAAUCGGGAAAGUCGACGCUCCAAAAGCAAUUCCAGUUGAUGUAUGCCCCAGAUUCCCUGGAAGAAGAGCGUACCUCUUGGCGCAUAGUCAUAUACUUCAAUAUCGCGCGCUCGAUCAAAGACAUACUUGAAACGCUCGAGGCGUACGGGGAUGUCUAUGAAGAGGAUCCCGUCAUUGAAUUAUCGGAAGGGGAGGAUAUUUCUCGUUUCGAUCAUGACAUCUCAUCCGGUGAACCUGUCAAUCUACUUGGCGGGAGAAGUGGAUCGCCCUCACCUGGGACGUCGCCACACCCUACUAUGUUAUCUCCUGCAGGGGAUGCAGCUGCGAGCGCACAGGAUCAAGCCAAAUAUAUCGGCACGCUCCGCCAUCGCUUAUCUCCGCUAGUCGAGUCUGAAAGCACUCUUGCGGAUAGUCUUAGCGGGGGUGUGCAGGUGUCUGGCUCCGGAAAGGGAGGCGUCUAUGUUCGCCGUGGCUGGCAGUCAACAGCAUCUGGUUCGAAGUUUGGCGAUGGAGUGCAAAAACCUAGGCGCAGUGUCGGAUCCACCAGUGGACGCUCAAAUAGUCAAAACGGCACUCGCGCCAGCAUUGAUGAGAGGAGCUCGUCGGCCGCUGGUGAGAUUGUCGAGGUGGUUUGCAAGAUCUUGGAGGAAUGUCAGGAGGAUGUGAAAAGCUUGUGGGAGACCGAGGUCGUGCAGAAGAUGAUCAGACGAAGGCGUCUUCGGUUAGAUGAGUGGUCGGAAUUCUUCUUACACAAUAUAGCUCGAGUGGCCGCGCGCGACUAUGUGCCAACUACAGAUGAUAUCCUCCACGCCCGCAUCCAAACGAUGGGUGUGGCCGAACACACUUUUGAAGUCCCACUGCAUGGGAAGUCCGUUACAUGGCACUUGUAUGACGUCGGCGGUGCCCGAGGUCAACGUCACACCUGGGUUCCAUAUUUUGACGAUGCGAACGCCAUCAUCUUCGUAGCUCCUAUCAGUGCAUUUGAUCAAUAUCUCGAAGAGGAUCCACGAACGAACAGAAUCGAUGAUUCACUGCAACUCUUCACACAAAUUUGCUCGAAUCCACUCUUGAAAAACGUUCACUUGGUUUUAUUUUUGAACAAGACCGAUGUUCUUCAAUCCAAACUAGCGAGUGGUUUGCGUGUCAACAAGUACAUCACUUCGUAUGGCGAUCGACCCAACGAAUACGACGCAGUCGUACAAUACUUCCGUUCUCACUUUUUGCAGGUCCACAGAAGGAACAACGAGCAGAAGCGGGUCUUGUACACGCACUUCACCAGCGUCGUCGAUACCAAAACGACACGAAGCAUCAUUGCGAACGUCCGGGACUCUAUCUUCCGUGGUUACCUCAAAUCAGCCGCUCUUGUCUAG